UGGACCACGAUACACUAACAGAUCCAGGGAUACCAGGUGACAUAAUGAGCCUUCUUUUGCAUGUGUGCAUCCUUGGUUUGGUUGGCAUCGUUAGUGCUGCUGACACCAACAAAAGCCAUACAGCAAUAUCGCGCCAAGGAAUUAAGCCGGAUGCUGACUGUGGAAAGGAAGAAAAGAAUUGUUUCCAGAAAUGCCAUUACAAUGGUUGCGAGUUCAGGGUUACAUGGAAACAAAUCGAUAAUUACGUCGAAUUUGAAGUUAUUCAAGAUACUUUGUCUGUGUUCAAUUUAAAUGUGUGGAUCGCUAUAGGAUUCUCGGAGAACCAAGAAAUGAAAGGAACCAGUGUGGUGAUGUGCUUGUAUAACGAAUUAUCGCCAUCAGUAGAACUUGGCUAUAACCCAAGACACUACUUCCAAAAGUUACAUGACACGGCAAACAUACUUAGGAAAACCAGUGCUUCGUUCGUCGAUUUGAUUUUCACCUGUAAGUUUCAGCGUCGAAUUAAAACCGAACUAAAUCACGUUGCGUCGCUGUCGAACCCGUCAUACCUGCUAGUUGGCCAGGGUGCUGUCGAUCUAAUUUCAGGCAAGCCUGAUCGACAUAAUGAAAUUCCAGCAUGCUCGAACAGGAAACUGAAUUUCAUCCGUGGUCCUGAUUAUCCAACCACUACGUCUACUCCUGACAUUACGAUAAAGCCUGCUCCAUUUGUACCGGAAUCAAAGUGUGGAGUGACAAAAGGUUGUUUCCGCAGUUGUGACGAUACGGGGCAGUGUUCAUACCAAGUGACGUGGGAGGAGGCUGGAGAUUAUAUAGACUUUACAAUGUCACGGAAUAUCAAUGCUGUAGACAACGUCUGGAUAGCUCUCGGGAUAUCAGAUGAUACUAACAUGAAAAACACCAGUGUUAUCAUGUGUAAGGAUACGAAUGACAGCAUUUCAGUGGAGCUCGGCUACAAUCCCGGAUACGCGUACAACACAGUGGCAACGAAUACCAGCGAUCUUGUUAACACCAGCGGGUCACUCGAAGAUGGAAUCUUCACCUGUAGAUUCCAACGCAGAAAGAUAAUCUCUGACUUCAAUAACACAUUCUCAUUAACUGAAAAACACUUUCUUAUUGUGGCCAAUGGUACUUUAGUGGCUGGAGUACCAGCCAAACACACCACCGCCCCGAUUGUAAGUCCAGAAAAACAAGACUUCACCCACAUCGUCCCAGAGUCUACCACGGUAAAUCCAGGGGAGAUAACUACACAGCCAGGACCGAUCACCCCUGACGCAGACUGUGGAGUCACUAAAGGGUGUUUCUCCAGCUGUGACAGUAAGGACAGUUGUAUGUUUCAAGUGACGUGGCAGGAGGCUGGAGAUUAUAUAGACUUUACAAUGUCACGGAAUAUCAGUGCUGUAGACAACGUGUGGAUAGCUCUCGGGAUAUCAGAUGAUACUAACAUGAAAAACACCAGUGUUAUCAUGUGUAAGGACGCGAAUGGAAACAUUUCAGUGGAGCUCGGCUACAAUCCCGGAUACGCGUACAACACAGUGGCAACGAAUACCAGCGAUCUUGUUAACACCAGCGGGUCACUCGAAGAUGGAAUCUUCACCUGUAGAUUCCAACGCAGAAAGAUAAUCUCUGACUUCAAUAACACAUUCUCAUUAACUGAAAAACACUUUCUUAUUGUGGCCAAUGGUACUUUAGUGGCUGGAGUACCAUCCAAACACACCACCGCCCCGAUUGUUAGUCCAGAAAAAGAAGACUUCACCCACAUCGUCCCAGAAUAUACUACGGUUAACCCAGGGGAGAUAACUACACAGCCAGGACCGAUCGUCCCUGACGCAGACUGUGGAGUCACUAAAGGGUGUUUCUCUAGCUGUGACAGUAAGGACAGUUGUAUGUUUCAAGUGACGUGGCAGGAGGCUGGAGAUUAUAUAGACUUUACUAUGUCACGAAAUAUCAGUGCUGUAGACAACGUGUGGAUAGCUCUCGGGAUAUCAGAUGAUACUAACAUGAAAAACACCAGUGUUAUCAUGUGUAAGGACGCGAAUGGAAACAUUUCAGUGGAGCUCGGCUACAAUCCCGGAUAUGCGUACAACACAGUGGCAACGAAUACCAGCGAUCUUGUUAACACCAGCGGGUCACUCGAAGAUGGAAUCUUCACCUGUAGAUUCCAACGCAAAAAGAUAAUCUCUGACUUCAAUAACACAUUCUCAUUAAAUGAAAAACACUUUCUUAUUGUGGCCAAUGGUACUUUAGUGGCUGGAGUACCAUCCAAACACACCACCGCCCCGAUUGUAAGUCCAGAAAAAGAAGACUUCACCCACAUCGUCCCAGAAUAUACUACGGUUAACCCAGGGGAGAUAACUACACAGUCAGGACCGAUCGUCCCUGACGCAGAGUGUGGAGUCACUAAAGGGUGUUUCUCUAGCUGUGACAGUAAGGACAGUUGUAUAUUUCAAGUGACGUGGCAGGAGGCUGGAGAUUAUAUAGACUUUACAAUGUCACAGACUAUCAGUGGUGUAGACAACGUCUGGAUAGCUCUCGGGAUAUCAGAUGAUACUAACAUGAAAAACACCAGUGUUAUCAUGUGUAAGGAUGCGAAUGGCAGCAUUUCAGUGGAGCUCGGCUACAAUCCCGGAUAUGUGUACAACACAGUGGCAACGAAUACCAGCGAUCUUGUUAACACCAGCGGGUCACUCGAAGAUGGAAUCUUCACCUGUAGAUUCCAACGCAGAAAGAUAAUCUCUGACUUCAAUAACACAUUCUCAUUAACUGAAAAACACUUUCUUAUUGUGGCCAAUGGUACUUUAGUGGCUGGAGUACCAUCCAAACACACCACCGCCCCGAUUGUAAGUCCACAAAAACAAGACUUCACCCACAUCGUCCCAGAACAUACCACGGUUAACCCAGGGGAGAUAACUACACAGCCAGGGCCAAUCGUCCCUGACGCAGAUUGUGGAGUCACUAAAGGGUGUUUCUCUAGCUGUGACAGUAAGGACAGUUGUAUGUUUCAAGUGACGUGGCAGGAGGCUGGAGAUUAUAUAGACUUUACAAUGUCACAGAAUAUUAGUGCUGUAGACAACGUCUGGAUAGCUCUCGGGAUAUCAGAUGACACCAACAUGAAAAACACCAGUGUAAUCAUGUGUAAGGAGUCGAAUGGCAGCAUUUCAGUGGAGCUCGGCUAUAAUCCCGGAUACGCGUACAACACUGUAGCAACGAAUACCAGUGACCUUAUACAUACCGGAGGAUUGCACGAAGAUGGAGUCUUCAAAUGCAGUUUCCAACGUAGAAAGACAAUCGAGGACUUCAAUAACACUUUCUCUUUGACUGAGAAACGCUUCCUCAUAAUUGCCAAUGGCCUUCUGGCGUCUGGUAUCCCACAGAAGCACACCUCCGAACCCGUAGUCAGCCCUGAUAAGGAGGAUUUUAUUCAUAUCGUCCCCGAUACUACACCGGUAAACCCAGGGGAGAUAACCACCCAGAGUGGGACGUCCAUAGUAAAAGAUCCCGAGUGCGGUAAAACAAAGGGGUGUUUCUCGGACUGCAAGGGACAAUCCUGUACAUAUCUAGUCACGUGGCAAAGCGAACCCAAGACCAAAACCAUUCUGUUUGAAAUCGCCUCCGCUGUAACGCCUAGUGUGGACGAUUGGAUUGCUAUAGCGUUAUCACCCAAUGGAAAAAUGGCUAAAUCUAGUGUCAUGAUGUGUAUAUUGAAGAACGGUGUAGUUACCACAGAGCUUGGUUACAAUACGGAUGACCCUACCUACCAGCCACUUACUAAUAAAACCGAAUAUCUGUCAGAUAUGAGUGGCUCCAUAGAAGGCAGCAUAAUGAGAUGCAUUUUCCAGAGAGCAGAUCGCGUCUCGGGCACUCUUAAUACCGAUAGUAUGAAGAUAUUCGACCUCGACAAACAAUGGUAUCUUCUUUUUGCUCAUGGACUAGCGCCAUCAGGGGUUCCCGAGAGACAUAAAGACAAGCCGACAAAGAGUAAAGGAAAGAUAGAUUUCCAAAAGACAGCAGACACUGGCAUGGGAAAGCAGGAGUCUGCACUUGUCAAGUUACACGGUUUUCUUAUGAUACUCGCUUGGAUUAUAUUAUCCACUUCCGGUAUGCUGAUUGCGCGGUAUUUCAAGCCAAUUCUUCGCAAGAAAGUCAAUGGAAAACAUCUCUGGUUUCAGGUCCACAGGACGUGUAUGUGUACAGUAGUGGUACUUACAUUGACCGCCCUUAUCAUCAUUUUUAUCGAAGUAGGAGGAUUUAGUAAGAUAAGUGUCCCUGACAAUAUUGCCUACGUUAAACUUCAUCCUUUACUAGGCUUGAUCAUCGUCGUGUUGAUGUUACUGAAUCCGAUGAUGGCGUUUUUCCGUUGUGACCAUGACCAUCCAUACCGCCCAAUAUUUAACUGGCUUCAUUGGGGCGUGGCAUUUGUUGUGCAAUUUCUCGCAGGUUUCAAUAUCAGCUUCGGAUUUCACUUAGACAAAGUCAAUAUGCCAGUCGAUCAUGCCCUGGUCGUCAUGUAUACAUUCACGGCAACAUUUAUUGGAACGUACAUCGUUUAUGAGGUCACCAAGUGCAUUUUGAAGCGAAAAAAGUCAAACAAACCGAGUGAGGAAAUAGACCAAUUCUCAGAGGAUCUUAAUUUGGUUAAUGACGACGAAACCGAAAGUCCAAACUAUACCAGUUUCAAGUAUAUCUUUGGAUUCCACGUGAUUUCAAUGCUCUCUUAUGGUAUAACACUGAUGGCGUUUCUGUUGUCCGGGUAACAUGGUGAUGGCUUUCGCACCCUCGUGGAGGACUAUGUGUCUGCUGACUGUUAUGUUGAGCUGUCGCUCUUUUACGCCAUUUGUUUGUUUCAUGACAGACAAUGGAUACAUUGUGACAUUGAUAAGUAAUGCAACCAACCACACCUCGUGUAUAUGUUAGCAGGUACAAAGGGACAGUACUCCAGCUAAGACGUUAAUGUAAAAUACCUUUAUUUUAAAUCCAUCGUGUAAAUCUUGUAUUGUGUGGUGAACAGGUUUAGUGAUAUUACUCUUAAAAAACAAAAGUGUACUAUCACAUGAUUGGGUUAACAUCAAACUCUGAUAUAAUCUUCACUGGCAUCUUCUGAUUGGUGAAAUGUGAAAUAUAUAUUGUAUAUAUAUUAUACUUUCUUCUGCCCUCAUGCCUUAUUCAUCGCAUUGAUGUACCACUAUUUUUACAAAAUGUCCGCUUGAUGUUUACCAGAUCAAUAACCAGGCAUUUGUCCAGGUAAAUAAUGAAGAUAAUUAUAUUAGUACUUUGAUGUUUAAAUGAUAAUCGAAUAUAAAGUGAAUGGUCUUAAUAGAUCUAUCGAUUUUGAUUUCUAGGCAUGUUUACGUUCCAGACAAUCUGAUCAAUUAAUACCUUUGUGUAAUUAUUCCGUAUUUGUUAACUCAGAUCCGUGAGCAUUGCUCAUUUAAAUGUGUAUAACUGUUCAUUGAUAAUAGAUAAGAUAAUAGACAUAAGAGUAUAUUUAAAUGGUGCUACAUAUGUGUAACAUAUCAUUGUCGUAAUAGAGACAUCAUACUAAUAUCAGUUUACUCAAUUAAGCUAUGAGAUUACACUUUAAACAAACAUAAUUUUGUAUCUAGAAAGGCGAGAUUAAUGUUUAUUAAAGUAUCAAGUACCACCAAGUACCAAGGACCAAGAUUAAAAAUUUUAUUUGAAAUUGCAAAAAUGUAUUUGUGAUUUGUCUCAAGAAAGUUUCUUUCAUCCAAAAAAAAGACAGAAUUUGAAGUGAAAUGAAGGUAUUCCCACAGCAUAAUUAGAUUUCGAUUAGUGAAAAGAUUGUUGUCAGUGCCGAAAUAUCGGUGAAAAGAGUAUUCCGUUAUACAGAACAGGCGGUUAACAAUACAAGAUUCAUAGUCCAGCUAAGCCCUCCACAAGGUAAACUAUUAUCUAUCAUUUGAACACAAAUUCAUUCAUUCUUUUAAUUUGUUAUUUGGAACAUUGAAGACGCUGCACUGCAGCACCCUAUAUACAAAUAAAGAUUUGAUAAAA
This is a messenger RNA of Pecten maximus, 6009 nucleotides long. RefSeq lists its product as uncharacterized. The record is from RefSeq and is a predicted model, not a curated record. Gene Ontology annotation, biological process: regulation of glutamate receptor signaling pathway. Bases 45 to 4751 code for a protein of 1568 amino acids. The transcript has 37 exons. Lineage: Eukaryota; Metazoa; Mollusca; Bivalvia; Pectinida; Pectinidae.